Chanos chanos (milkfish) is the source of this 1244-nucleotide messenger RNA. It is a transcript of the gene tp53i11b, whose product is annotated as tumor protein p53 inducible protein 11b. The transcript is spliced from 8 exons. Bases 233 to 802 code for a protein of 189 amino acids. The record is from RefSeq and is a predicted model, not a curated record. Lineage: Eukaryota; Metazoa; Chordata; Actinopteri; Gonorynchiformes; Chanidae.
GAUGUAAACUUAUCAACCGCAAAUACCUCGCGUCAGAAAUUACUGAACAAAAGAAUAAAUAUUUUAGACGAUUAACGCCUACUGGGGCUCGUAUCUUUUUUUUUUCUGCCUGCAAGAGGAAGACGGUGUCGGGUUUCUUGGCUGUGCUUGACAAGCAACUGACAGGUAUCAGGAUCUAAGUGUUCACCUCAGUCCAUCUUCACAGAGGAACACUGUCAUCUGAGCUGCCAGUAUGGCUGCUAAACCUCACCCCCCUCUGAUGAAGAAGCACAGCCAGACUGACCUGGUGAGCAGACUCAAGACUCGGAAGAUCCUGGGCGUCGGGGGCGAGGAUGACGACGGAGAGGUGCACAGGUCAAAGAUCAGUCAGAUGUUGGGGAAUGAGAUGAAAUUUGCGGUGCGGGAGCCGGUGGGACUCAGGAUAUGGAUCCUGUUCUCCGCAGUGGUCUUCACAGCAAUGGCCUUGAUGGCACUGGUUUUCCCCAACCAGCUAUACGAAGUGGUUUUCGAAGAGGAGCAAACAGUCACAAGCAUUUCAAUACGUCUCUACGGAGGAGCGCUGCUGAGUCUGUCUCUCAUCAUGUGGAAUGGCCUGUACACGGCGGAGAAGGUCAUUAUCCAGUGGACUCUGCUCAGUGAAGCGUGCUACUUCGCCAUCCAGUUUUUAGUAACUUCUGUGACGCUGGUGGAACUGGGCUUUGUGUCCAAUGCCGCCAUCCUCCUCCUCCUCAGCCGCAUACUCUUCCUCGUGAUCACCCUGUCUUACUAUUACCACCUUGGACGCAGGCCCAAGAAAAUCUGAUCUCUCCUCUGCAUCCGCUUUCCCGAAGCUGGAAGAGGGGCAGCACUGGGGAGAUCUGUUGGAGGGUGGGGUGUAGAUUUGUAGGAGUCACUGGGUUUAAAUUUUUGGGGUGAGAAGAAUUAUACAGUAAUACAGCCACAAACACCCAGUUAACCUCUGCAAGGUUAGCCCCACAUCAAAAAAGACUAAGUACCCAUGAAUCAAGUCUAUUUUUUUUUUAUGUAAUUCACAGCUUACAGAUAUCAUAGGAGUUUGCCUCAUUACUACAAAGCUCUUUUUUUUCACUCAAAGUGUGUAAAAUGUCAUCAAGUAUAUCCUGUCGUUCUGUUGGAUUGUGCAGAGUCACUGUGUAGCUUUUCUGAGUCAGCAUUAUCAACGACUGAGGUUUGUCACACUCUAGCUACAUUUGGAAUGCUAUAAUAACUGUCUGUAUGAUCUGGUA